GACGCGUUCUGCUCGGUAUAAAGCUAUAACGCAGUGUUGAAUAAGUCAAGGACUUGAAGACACAUCCAGCAUGGCCGUGCAUUUCUUUUGAGUACUAACAACUCUUUCUCUUACCAAAAUUUCUACCAACAUGACUUGCCCAUUUCCAGCUUUGUUCAGCCAUUCAUCCCGAUGACAACCCUACAGCUUACAAGAACACUCAUGAAAUAGCUUGCGCUUGAUAAACAAACACCAAAAACAAGCCAUGGGCCUCCUCUCUCCCCCCAACUCACCUUUCGCACCUCCCUCUUUCUUCUACCAACUCAUCUUUCACCCUCUGACCACCUGCUUCACCUUCUUCCACCACCUGUUCGUCUACCUUCGCGGGCCUCCUUACCUCCCUCCCAAAAACCGCAUCCCCAUCCGCGUCGUCUGCAUAUCCGACACACACUCCAAAAUCCCUCGCUAUGCCCUACCCAAAGGCGAUCUGCUCAUUCACUCGGGCGAUCUGACCAACAAUGGCAACCUCGCCUCCAUUCAGCAAUCAAUCGACUGGCUCAAGACCUUGCAAAAACCAUGGUACGGCUCGUCCGACGGGUUUCGACACAUUGUCGUCGUGGCCGGCAACCAUGACAGCUACUUCGACGAGCGGAGCCGCAGUACGCACGACAAACGCAACUCGACUCGCAAACUCGACUGGGGCAAGAUCAUUUACCUGCAACACUCGGCCGUCAAACUCCCCUUCCCUGAUGAUCGACGAUUAAAAGUCUACGGCGCCCCACAGAUACCUAAGUGCGGCGGCAAGGAGUUUGCCUUCCAGUAUAACAGAGGUCAAGACGCAUGGACAGACACGAUACCCGAUGAUAUUGAUGUGCUUGUUACGCACAACCCACCGAAAUGGCACCUCGACCUCCCGGGGAGCGGCGGACUAGGCGACGAGUACGAACUGAAAGAAGUUUGGCGGGUGAAACCCACGUUACAAGCCUUUGGUCAUGUCCACUCCGGUCAUGGUACGGAAGCUGUCUGGUGGGAUGAAAGCCAGAAGUGCUAUGAAGAGUUCCUCGCAGCAGCAUAUAACAAGCCUGUCGCUCAACCCGCCAGCCACCGACUGCCGUUGACCGAGCUCAUUGAUCUCCCGCUCUUCAUGCGUGGGAUCAGGAUGCUGGUAGCAGACAUCAGAGGUCUGCUGUGGACGCGGCUGUGGGGAGGCGCUCGGAACGGAGGAUACAUGGUCAAUGGAGCGCUGACCUACCAGACUACCGAGAAGCUCUACAAUAAGCCCCAAGUCGUCGUCUUGUAGAUGCAACGAGAUAGAUGUCCGAUAGAAAAUAACAGUGUACACACAACUUGAAAAA
Molecule: messenger RNA, 1334 nt
Organism: Exophiala xenobiotica
Lineage: Eukaryota; Fungi; Ascomycota; Eurotiomycetes; Chaetothyriales; Herpotrichiellaceae
Exons: 1
Coding region: 245-1279 (344 amino acids)
Molecular function (GO): hydrolase activity
Source: RefSeq, a predicted model, not a curated record